Molecule: messenger RNA, 9909 nt
Organism: Aspergillus affinis
Lineage: Eukaryota; Fungi; Ascomycota; Eurotiomycetes; Eurotiales; Aspergillaceae
Product: proteasome activator BLM10
Exons: 11
Coding region: 1-9909 (3302 amino acids)
Biological process (GO): proton transmembrane transport; GPI anchor biosynthetic process; proteasomal ubiquitin-independent protein catabolic process
Cellular component (GO): proton-transporting V-type ATPase, V0 domain; cytosol; nucleus
Molecular function (GO): peptidase activator activity; GPI mannosyltransferase activity; proton-transporting ATPase activity, rotational mechanism
Source: RefSeq, a predicted model, not a curated record
AUGGACGAUCUAGACACCAUGGCUUCGAAAUCGGUUUCGGCUCGCCCGGGCCUACUGAAUCCUAGUCAUCCCGUCAGAAGCUUGUCGGUGGCCUUUUGGCUCUGGAAGACAAUCGUUUUCUUGGUCGUUGCUGGGUGCCCCGGGCCAGGCUACGAUACGUCCACGAGCCUUCUUUCCCAGCAGGGAGUCGGUCCGUUGAGUCUGUCAGCACCCCUGAAGUUUGUCAGGUGGGAUUCGAUCUAUUUUGUGCAUAUUGCAGAAAGUGGUUAUGUGUUCGAACAAGAGUGGGCAUUUAGUUAUGGCUUGGGCAAAACUAUCGCUUUCCUCAGUUCCGUCUUGAAUCCUUGGGACAGUGCCUUGAGUGGAUCCGCCAGAAUUGCAAUCGCGGGGAUUGCGCUUUCACAUCUUGCCCAUUAUCUUUCGGUGCUAGCCCUGUAUAGACUCUCGAUUAAUGUCUUUGGCCAAGAGACGACCACGCAACGACUCAUUUGCUUUCUUUCUGCUGCGUUGCACAUAAUUGCCCCUGCGGGGGCUUUCCUCUCGGCCCCGUAUGGAGAGCCGGUCUUUUCGUUCCUCAAUAUCACCGGGCUUUAUAUCUACUCUUCGUCCGUCUUGGAUAACAAGGUCGAUAGGUCGGGGCCCAGAAACGCAAAGCUGCUAUUGGCAGCCUUACUCUUCUCGGCUGCCACAGUAAUUCGCAGCAACGGCAUUCUCAGUGGUUUCUUGUUUGCCUACGAUGCUGUUAUUCAGCUUCAAAGACUUUUGUCUCGAGGUGUAUCAGUCGACGCUUUUGUUCAUCUAGGCGUCGUCGUCAUCAGCGGCUGCAUCUUAGCCCUGGGCUUUGUCGUUCCUCAAUUCUUCGCCUAUGCGCAAUAUUGUAUGCCGGAAGAUGUCUCAAGGCCUUGGUGUCAGCGGUUGAUUCCUAGCAUAUAUGGCUGGGUCCAAGAAAACUACUGGAACGUGGGCUUCCUUCGCUACUGGACGGUUUCAAAUAUCCCCUUAUUUUUACUUGCUCUCCCCAUGCUUGCCAUUCUCUUUCGAUCAUCUACGUGGGGAUUGAAGGCAUUCCUGGCAUCCAGCCCUUACGAAGCCUCCGACAUUGACCGAGGGACAUCAUCCAUGACGCAGGCUUCUCUACUGAUGCGAUUCACCGUCCCGCAAGCCCUGCUUUCGGGGACUCUCCCACAUUCCCACAUUCUCCACCGCAGUAAUCGUCGGACGGACUGCACGACUAUGGAUCAUUCAGGCCCAAAAGCGAUCCUAACGCCCGAAAACUUUCACAAUGUGCAUGAGAUCUCAAGGGCAACCUCCCCAGGGGGCGAGCCCGCAGGGACCAACGGCGAUGGUGAACCAAUAGCUCGUGUCCGGCCUCGGACAUACCCCUACUUCAAAUACCUACCGUAUUCGCUCGAGAACGAUACCGAGAGAGACCGAACUCUACGAGAGAUAUUGAGCCAGCUGUAUAUCGCGGUGGAGGCAGGUGACUUCAGCCCAGGUGCUGUGCACUGGACUCGGGAGCUUCGAGGAUGGCUGUCACUCAAGUUUGAUCCAACGCGCAAGGAACGGAUCAAUCUUGUGAGACUUUAUUACGAGCUUUGCCUUGCUCCAGGAAUUGACCCCGGUGUUUCGGAGCGGUUUGCCAGCAUGUUUAUGCUUCUCACCAAGCGCAAGCACUACCUUAGACCGGUCAAGGACCUGGUUCUAGAUUGGAAACCCUUGUACAGAGAAUUGAAGGCCUUCGUUCUACCCACGGAAUCGGGUCUCGUGCACUCGACCAAUUUGAAACGGAACGUCAAGACCUUAACGAAGCUCUGUGCGUUCGUUCAACUCUAUAUCGACCCUUGCGAGUUGCCGGCAAUGUUGGAGGAAUUCCUUCCCCAUUAUACAACGUCAUUCUCAGAAGGUGCAUUUGUGGUCGUCGGUCUGAUCAACCUGCUACUCCCUACGUCUCCUCCGCCGGAGUUCCGAGAAGACCUACUGCCUCAACACUUCAUGCCAACUUAUUUCCACCUUUGGUCGUUGGUCAGCCGUUCCAAAACCUUUGACAUAACUUUCAUGGACUUCCUCUCGCGAUUGGCGCGAGAUUCGCUUCCCGCUGCUCAUAUAUCAUUUUCUGCGUAUGGAAUCUAUACCAAGGAACAGUCGUCCCUCAUCUUCACGGCCAUUCUGCGGCUAUUGGAGAUUCCUGUCGGACAGUCAACAUCCCCCUACAGUGCUCUUGUGGAUAUUUCUUCGGGGCUUGGUAUCAUGCUUGAUCGAGACACUCGAAAGCAUCCUGUGGCACAUCAUAUCGCUCGCUGGAUUGUCAUGUCCCUUUCGCCGGCGUGUCUUGACACUGAAGAGUCGAUCCUCACCCAACUUGAAGGUUUAAUCCAGGCCGUGGAGACGUUUUUCCAUCCUUCGAACUCUGGAAGUUGGACCAAGACUCUGUCUCAGCUGGUUUACUACCUUUCUGACUUCUUCAUAAUGCGCUGGAAUCGCGAGCAAAGUGGGGAGAUGGAGGUUCCCCCAGAGCGAAGACUCACGGAGCCGCUUAAACGUCGUUUUGUUCUGUGUCUGCGUGAGGUGAUUUUCAUGGGAAUUUACGCUAAGAGUGGCACGGCCAUGAGCUUUUCUCUGUCCACGCUGCAGAGCUUGGCAUACCUGGAGCCACACCUCAUUCUACCAGGUGCUCUGCAGAGAAUCUACCCAUCUCUUCAGGGUCUCGUCGAGGUCCACCGUACAACAUCGUCUCUCCGUGCUCUUCAAGUCCUGUCACGUAUCAUUUCCAGGACCAAAGGAUAUCGUUGCCACAUGACGACUUUACUGGGACUCGCGCUGCCAGGUGUCGAUGCCAACGAUCUGGAGAAAUCCUUACACGCUCUAUCAUUCAUACAAUCGGCAUGCUAUAACAUCCCCAUGGCCGACUUGACAAGUGGCAGGGAAGAUAUCAACUCCAACAUGCUCGCUGUGCAAUGGAUUACGGGCGAGAUGGAACGCAUGGAAGAAGAAGGCGUCGAGGUUAAAUUGAAUUAUGAUAAGGACCUAGAUGAUGAGACCGAAGAACUGAUUCUUCGUUCGUCAACCUGUGGCUUUGCUGACUUCAUUGUCUCAUUCUUGGGCCGUGUCUUUACGCUCCUGGAGAACCUUCCCGAUGCAACCAGGGUCCGAAAUGGAUCCCCUGAGGAAAAUAUUGUGAACACGCUUCCUGCAACCUUCAUGCCACUCUUGUCGUCUCUCUCCCUUGAGUACUAUGACAUUGCGCUAACGAAGGUCGUUGACUUCGUAUCCAAUCAUGUGAUUCACCAAGCUCGCGAUGCGAUGGCCUUCAUCUGUAACUCGAUGUGCAAGGUCAAUCCCGAGAAGGCAUUGAAACGCUUCAUCCCGGUGUUAACACAGGCAAUCCGCACCGAGAUCGAUGACAAUGGUGCGGGCUCGACUCGAACGACAGGCACAGAUGUGCUUCCCCGCGAUCGCGGCUUGGUAUGGAAUAUCAGCAUGCUGAGCAUGUGUGUCGUCCACGUCGGGGACUCUGUGUUGGCCCACAGGAAAGAGCUUUUCGACAUUGCCGUGUAUAUGCAACAAAAAUGUCGGGGUAUUCCGACCGUACACAUUUCAAACUUCGUUCACCAUCUACUCCUAAACCUGACGGGAACCUAUACUGCCGAUUACUCGCUCUAUGAGCCCGAUGCAGUUGCUAAUGGCGUGCACCCCGGGCUUUGGAGCUAUAGAGCCGAUCCGCAUAGUUUGACCGUAAAAUGGCACAUUCCCACGCGCGAAGAACUCGAAUUUGCCGUUGACCUCUUCCAAAACCAAGCGGAGACUGCCCUUUCGCGGCUGACCGCAUUGAUUGAUGAUACGUCCAGUGUGAAACGGGACGGCAGCGGGAAGGACUGGUCGGAUGAAGUUAUCAGGAAUCUAGUUUUACUGCGGCUUAUCCUCUCCGGUAUCUCCGUACUCUUUGAUCCCAAAGCAGCCUCGAAGACCAAGGAAGGCGGAGUGAAUGGUUCAUCCAACGAUAUCGACAUGGCAGACGCCCAGGCAGUCUCUAAUGAGACGGAUGCCGAGAGUGAAGAUUCGGCUCUUGACAGCUCUGACGAAUCUACUGUCCGAGAGUCAUUCGCAUAUCCUACUGGCUAUCCACUUAAGGAAAAUGACGCCAUGUACACCACAAUCCACGGCAUACGAGAGAGGGCUGGCUGGAUUCUUCACGGAGUGCAUAGGUUUUUGUCCGACAAGCAGGAGGACGAUGUGCCUUGCUUCAGUGCCUUAUACUCUGCAUACCGGUCAUGGUUUGUCGACGUCGGCAUUGAGAGGUCCGCUCAUGUCCUGGACAGAGUUACACGUCUUCUUGCCGCGGACAUCCAUCCUUACAAGAUGAGCGGCGUCCGUAAGGAUUAUCCUCGUCCGUUGCUGGUUCGAAGAGCGAAUGUGUAUCACUUGCAACGACUUAGACACAAUGCAGCACCGCGACGUCGUUCUCGGCUGGACGAGAUCUUGCUGUUGGAUAUUGCCGAAUCAUGUGUGUCUCUCUACACAGAAACCCGUCGCAACGCUCAAAGUGCCGGAGAGUCGGCUCUCAAAGCUGUCUGGGGUUCUCGACUUCUUGUCAUCCCACCGCUGCUCCAAGCUCUACAGAAGGGCAUCAAGGAGAAUGACUACGCGAGAAUUAAAGGUGCAUUGUUCUCUUUGCUGUUAAGCAGCGUCGCAAGAACUGUUGGGCGUCACUGGAAAUAUGCUCCCACUUUGAUCAGGACCUUCAUCGAUGCAAGUGCGGUCGACAAGCCCUCCGUGCAGAAGAUUUGUUCCAGUGCUGUAUUCCAAAUCAUGGAUUACGGCCGCUCUAUGGAAAGAAUGGCCAUCCUAGACCAAGACCGCGUUGAAGCAAUCGCUCCAAAGGAGGAUGUUCAAGAUCAAAUCACACAAAAGCGCAAGGCCAUUAACAAUAAACGGGCCCUCAUUGAGAAAAAGAAGGCUGAUCUGGCUGAAGAGCUCGUGAAUCUGGCAAGGGUGUCUCAUUGGAAGGUUGCCAGCCGAGCAGCCACUAUAGUGGUCACAAUGGGUCUCAGGUUCGAUUACAUUGCCAGCGAGAACCUCAUCGACCUCGUGACCCAUGGAUCCAUCGACGACCAUCCGGGCUUGCGUGGAAUGUAUUCGCAAGCGCUCAUUGCUCUUUUCACUAUGGUGGAUGUGCGCGCAAUCUGCAGCCAUGAUUACAAAAAUUACAUUCUGGGCAACCAACAUUUCCCCUCGAAGAUAAACGUAGCUACCAAGCGCUACGAAGAGGGCUGGACCCAGGAAUACUUGGCUAGCUUUGCCAAUCCAGAGGCAGAGUAUUAUGUCGAUCAUGAUUUCCCUGGCUGGCUUGUGUGGGGAGACAGGAUGCCUGCGUACAAGUCGAAUGUCGCGCGCGAUAUUGAAUACGAUGAGACUGAGUGGAAAAUCCGAACUCACAUGGGGCAACUGUUCAACCGAGCAUGGUUCACCAAGUUCUUCAUGUACUUGAAACAGGAGCCCCGCGACCCGUCUGCUGACAAGUUCCGGAUGCCUUGUGCAAUGAUGCUGCUCUACGCUUUUGAAUUGAUGCUUCGAGAUGGACUCACAGCUGCCACCUUCCAAGAUAUUCAGGAAGAAGUAGCGGCCGUAUUUGAAGACGGCAGUGACAAGCAUCAACACAGGGCUACUGCUGAGAUCCUAGGAGCCCUUAUAAGCUCUGUUGCGGAUUCCAGCGUUGAGAAGCGAACCUUAGUGUGGGAGUACGCGUUCCCGAUUGUACAGAAGAUCUUCACCGAUGGGUUGACCCCCGAAAAUUCUGGCUAUUGGACGACAUUCCUUCACAUGAUUCUUCAAUGCCGCGAUCCUCGACGGGCUUGGCCGCUCGUCGAUUGGCUUGCAAGCUUCAGGCUGGAUAUGACCACGAAUGCUGCUUUCAAGGAAAGCUCUAAGAUCAAUCUAUUACAUCAGGCUAUCAUAGAUGCAGGCUGGCAUUUCCAACUAGAGAAGCCGAUUGUGGAGGACUUCCUUGCCCACCUUGAUCAUCCAUACAAGGGUGUUCGCGAAGCCAUGGGCCAGACUAUUGCUACGAUCUAUCGCACAAGAUACCACGAGUCCUAUGCAGACGUUCAGCGUCUCUUCACAGCUCAGGAAUCAUCGUCUUCGGUGGGCACGUACCCGUAUUAUCCUUCCGAGGAAUUUACGGCAAUGAUGAAGGAUGUCUUCAACCGGAUUGAGAAAUGGCGCCACGAAAGAACGCCUGGCCAACAUACACCAUCGUCGUAUACUUCAGGCAGCAAGACAGUCCUUCUGUGGCUUGACUCGACUCUUUCGUCUCAUGAAUGCACGCAACUUGUACCCUUUUUCCCGAACGUGUUCACCGGUCAACUUCUGCACAUGAUGGACGUAAAGGAAGAUCCAGAACUUCAAUCUCUCGCCUACCACGUUUUCCGCCAUUUACCAAACAUCCCAUACCCUGCCGAGGAAAGCUCUGGGUUCAUCAAAUCACUCAUCCACAUUGGCCAGACUUCGCCCUCGUGGCAUCAGCGUUUGCGAGUGAUGAUCAAUAUCCAGAUUAUCUACUUCCGUCGCCUGUUCUUGCUCUCCGUCGCCGAUCGUGACAAAUUGUUCGAGUGUGUAGCCAACAUGCUGGAAGACCCGCAACACGAAGUGAGAGCCGGGGCAUCGGCCACUUUGUCCGGAAUGAUCCGCUGCUCGCCAGGCUUCCUGCGGGAAGAAAUGAUCAAACGAUUCCAGGAUAGGUUCAGCAAGAUUUUGAUCAAUAACCCCCUUCCUAAGAGGCCGAAGAACUUCAGAUCGGGCAUCUCCUCGCCGGUCUCCUCCGGCCCCGGGACUCCGACCCCUGAACACACUCGACUCAUCAUCACCCGUCAUGGUUCGGUUCUGGGACUUGGCGCGCUCAUCCAAGCAUUCCCAUAUAAUAGCCCUCCGCCACGGUGGAUGCCCGAAGCUUUGGCAACCUUGAGUGUUCGCGCUGCGAAUGACCCGGGCAUUGUAGGAUCGAGUGUCAAAUCUAUUAUCAGUGAAUUUAAGAAGACCCGGCAGGAUACCUGGCAUAUCGAUGCGAAAAGGGCGAUUAGAGCAGAGCUAACAUGGGCGUUGUGCUGUUUUGUAUGGGCAAAAGAUACCCUUGAAUCUCUUGCUUUCAUGGCACAAACCAUUGUGCAUGCUUCGCACCUGUCCGGUCACGUGCUGUCUCAGCAGCCACGCGGCUUCCGGGCAGUCGAAGCCGCAUCACGACACCCAGGGGGUUCUCUCUUUCAGCAAACCGCUCUCACGCCAGCUCCUGGCUCCUAUAUCACUACUCCAUUAGACUCGGAUUCUGCCGAGCUUCUUAUAAUUACCUUCUCGGACACCUUCUUCCGCUCGUCGGACAUGAGCUUGACCCAGCUCUAUAUCGCCAAUGAAAUCGGACGAGAGGUUGUCAGCGCCCUGGGAGAACUUGGUUCGGUUCAGUUUAGAGAUCUCAAUCCCGACACCAAUGCCUUCCAGCGCACCUUUACUAAAGAGAUCCGUCGGCUGGAUAAUGUGGAAAGACAACUGCGUUAUUUCCAUGCCCAGAUGGACAAGGCGGCUAUUCCCAUGAGAUCUUCGGCUGAGUUUUCGGACACGCUGGCCGCUCCCCUAGCUUCCGAGAUCGAUGAGCUUGCUGAACGCAGCGAGAGCCUUGAACAGCGAAUUUCGUCGCUGAACGACAGCUACGAGACACUGAAGAAGCGUGAGGUUGAGCUUACGGAAUGGCGCUGGGUUCUGAGAGAGACCGGUGGCUUCUUUGACCGUGCCCACACCCACACGGAGGAAAUUCGCCAGUCUUUCGACAACGAUGAGGCUCCCCUUCUACGUGACGUUGAGCAGCAACCCAGUCGGGGCGCGAACGGCGAUGCGCAAGGUCAGCAGUCGUUUCUUGAGAUGAACAUCGGCUUCGUUGCAGGUGUGAUCCCUCGGGACCGGAUUGGCGCUUUCGAACGAAUCCUUUGGAGGACCCUGCGCGGUAACUUGUACAUGAACCAGUCGGAGAUCCCGGAGCCCAUCGUCGACCCGACCAACAACGAAGAAACCCACAAGAAUUGUUUCGUGAUCUUCGCCCACGGAAAGAACAUCAUUGCCAAGAUCAGAAAGAUUUCUGAGUCCCUCGGUGCUUCUCUGUACAGUGUGGAUGAGAACAGCGAGUUGAGGCGGGAUCAGGUCCACGAGGUGAACACACGACUGGGCGAUGUGGGCAACGUUUUGCGCAACACGAAGAACACUCUGGAUGCGGAACUCUCCCAGAUUGCUCGCUCUCUCGCUGCUUGGAUGAUUAUCGUGAGGAAAGAGAAGGCUGUCUAUGACACCCUCAAUCGGUUUUCUUACGACCAAGCGAGAAAGACUCUCAUUGCGGAGGCAUGGUGUCCGACCAGCUCGUUGCCGUUGAUCAAGUCAACCCUACAGGACGUCAAUGAUCGAGCUGGUCUGAGCGUGCCUACUAUCGUCAACCAGAUUCGGACCAACAAGACCCCACCAACAUAUGUCCGAACGAACAAGUUCACGGAAGCCUUCCAGACCAUUGUCAACGCGUACGGUAUCCCCAAGUACACCGAGGCCAACCCUGGAUUGUACACGGUUGUGACUUUCCCGUUCAUGUUCGCGGUCAUGUUUGGUGAUUUCGGUCACGGUACUCUGAUGACUCUCUGUGCCAGCGCCAUGAUCUUCUGGGAGAGAAAGCUUCUGAAGACCAAAUUAGAUGAAUUGACGUACAUGGCUUUCUAUGGCCGUUACAUCAUGCUGAUGAUGGGUAUCUUCUCUAUGUACACCGGUAUCAUCUACAAUGAUAUCUUCUCGAAGGCGUUUACCAUCUUCUCCAGUCAGUGGCAGUGGCCAGACAACAUCGAGAAGGGUCAUAGCUAUGAGGCUACCUUGAAGGAAGACUACCGGUUCCCUAUUGGUCUUGACUGGAAUUGGCACGAAGCCGAAAACUCGUUGCUUUUCACGAACAGCAUGAAAAUGAAAAUGAGUAUCAUCUUGGGUUGGGCGCAUAUGACCUACGCCCUUUGCCUGCAAUAUAACAACGCUCGGCAUUUCAAGUCGAAGGUCGAUGUCAUUGGCAAUUUCAUCCCAAGCAUGCUCUUCUUCCAGUCCAUCUUCGGUUACCUCGUCCUCACCAUUGUCUACAAAUGGUUUGUGGAUUGGGGUGCUGCGGGCCGGUCGCCGCCGGGUCUCCUGAACAUGCUGAUCUUUAUGUUUCUCUCUCCCGGAAGCAUCGAGGAAGGACAAGAGCUAUACUCGCACCAGGCAACCGUCCAAGUCAUCCUGUUACUUAUUGCCUUGGUUCAAGUGCCGAUCAUGCUUUUCUUCAAGCCGUUCUACCUCCGCUGGGAGCACAACAAGGCCCGCGGCCUUGGAUACCGAGGCCUCGCUGAACCAUCGAGAGUCAGCGCGCUCGACGAUGGCGAGGUAGAUGGUCGUGCCUCUGGAGCCCGUGACAGCAUGGCCAGCGACGGCGAGGGCGUUGCCAUGAUUGCCCAAGAUCUCGGAGACGAGGAACAUGAAGAGUUUGACUUCUCGGAGAUUAUGAUCCACCAAGUCAUCCACACCAUCGAGUUCUGUCUGAACUGUAUCUCCCACACGGCCUCCUACCUGCGUCUGUGGGCCCUUUCCCUAGCCCAUCAGCAGCUGUCCAUCGUCCUGUGGAACAUGACCCUCGGCGGCGCCUUCGAGCAGGAGUCCAACGGCAUGCGCGUCAUCAUGAUCGUCGUCACCUUCUACAUGUGGUUCACCUUGACCAUCGCCAUUCUCUGUGUCAUGGAAGGCACCAGUGCCAUGCUUCACUCUCUUCGUCUGCACUGGGUCGAAGCCAUGAGUAAGCAUUUCAUGGGUGACGGUAUCCCGUUCGCUCCGUUCAGUUUCAAGACCCUCCUGGAGGAGGAUCCCGUCGAUUGA